Centropristis striata (black sea bass) is the source of this 3483-nucleotide messenger RNA. RefSeq names its product mesencephalic astrocyte-derived neurotrophic factor (gene manf). NCBI's taxonomy places the organism in Eukaryota, Metazoa, Chordata, Actinopteri, Perciformes, Serranidae. The transcript has 4 exons. Bases 123 to 665 code for a protein of 180 amino acids. The record is from RefSeq and is a predicted model, not a curated record. Gene Ontology annotation, biological process: dopaminergic neuron differentiation; neuron projection development. Gene Ontology annotation, cellular component: endoplasmic reticulum.
CAACCAGGAACGCUUGCUGCUCACUUUACCGGCGUCUGUUUCGGAGCCGUACCGACUCAUGAGGACGGAAAACGGAGUGUAUAGAUCCAGCAUUGGUUACACACGGAUACUUUCUACCCAAAAUGUUGAGUCUCGGCGGGUUGUCGGUGGCUCUGGUGCUCGCUCUGGUGCCCGGUCCGUCUGAGGCGCUGAAGGAGGGAGAGUGUGAAGUGUGUGUUUCCUUCCUGGGGAAGUUCUACCAGUCGCUGAAGGACAACAACGUAAACUUCAACAACGCAGACAUUGAGAAGGCCAUCGUGAAGACCUGCAAAGAUGCUAAAGGCAAAGAAAACCGCUUUUGUUACUACAUCGGGGCAACAAGUGACGCAGCCACCAAGAUGAUCAACGAGGUGUCCAAGCCGCUCAGCUACCACGCCCCCGUGGAGAAGAUCUGUGAGAAACUAAAGAAGAAGGACAGUCAGAUCUGUGAACUGAAAUACGACAAACAGCUGGACCUGACCACAGUGGACCUGAAAAAGCUUAAAGUGAAGGACCUGAAGAAGAUCCUGGAGGAGUGGGGCGAGUCCUGCAAAGGCUGCGCCGAGAAGUCCGACUUCAUCCGCAAAAUCACGGAGCUCAUGCCUAAAUACGCUCCUGCAGCCGCCAAGGCACGGACAGAACUGUAACGAGGAACAUAAACAAAACACACAACUUUUGGACUUGACUUGGACCAGACUGCUAUCCAGAAAGAAGAAGAAGGAGGAGGACCAGGAGAGGAGAGGAGAGGAGAGGAGAGGAGAGGAGAGGAGAGGAGGAGGGGGGAGUUUUGUUUGACAUGUUUGUCUCAAUCUUUUGGGUUUUGGGGAGUUGUAAAAGCAUGUAGUAAUGUGAUUCAGAAGUAUAGACAUCGGUGUAUACACAAGUCUGAAGUCUAAUACUUUUAAAUCCAGUGAAAGGGAAAAGAAGCUUUUUGAAAUAGUCAUGAAGGUCAUAAAGGGAUUCAUACAACAGAAGACUAAUUUAAUGCAGAAUGUGAGCGUUGGGAGCAGCUUUUUCGAUACAUUUCACUGUAUGUUUGCUACAAACGUGAUUCUCCAACAACGUGGCAUCACUGAGCCGCUGCUGGAGGUUACAGCGACGCUCCGGCACGUUUGUUGGCCACAACACAGCUUCCUGUUCACAAACUCUUCUCCAGCCUCCUGCCAACAACAUCUUAAUGCCAACAAGUCGAAUGUGUUUCUUCUGAGGAUGAGUCACGUUUUUUCGAGUCUGUCUUAAAACAACACUGACUGACAUACAUGUUUGUACAUACAAAUCAUUUCCAGUGGCUGCAGAUAAAAUCCACAGUCCUGUUCUGUGCAAAAAGGGUUUUUUAAGUAACAUUACGUUUGGCCGGUUUAACCAACAGGAAGGAUUACAGCAGCCAAAAACGGUUUCCACACACAUGUGAGUGUCGUAUUAAGAUCAGACUUCAGCUCUCCUUUUAGGCCGAUGACCACCUUACUGUAGAGACAUUCAGGUCUUCAACAUUCCCCCUUUAAACCUCCAGUUUAGUCUUUUUGUUUUAUAGUUAACAGAGUCACCCAUAUUCCAACUAAGAGUCAAAGAAACUGUGCCAUUAUUACAAAAAAAACGAACCUCUUUAUCUUAUUUCUUUAAAGGAUCUGUACACGACAUUCAGAACAUUAAUACAGCAGCAAAUGUUAUUUUGUGAAGAUAUAGUGCAGUUACAGCCCCCUGAGCAGAGAAUGAAGUCACGCUUCUCUAUUAUAUCCUCUUUAUCUAAGCUUCUCUCUUCUUUGUUAACAACUAAAUGUUGUAGCCUCUCUGGCUGUGAGUCCUGUAUGUGUCGGACUCUCUGACAACGACCUGCUGGUUCCCCCUCAGGUUACUCUGUUAGCUCUGUUCUUAUUGUUGGGAUCUUUAGAACCAUUUGCUGUGUCGAUAGAACCGCCGUGUUGAGAGGCUUGUACAGGCAAUCGAUGUGCUCUGAAUUCUGUGUACAGACCUGUGUAAAUUCACAACACUAGCUUUUUGCACCAUGGCAGCACCAUGUGGCCUGGCCAUUAAUCCAGAAGGAUUUAAUUUUUUAUGGAAAUGGCCCUAAAUACUCAACAUUGCCAAUAAUUAGCUUUUCUCCUGGAAAAAUGCAGGUGCUACACAAUCUCUGAACCCAGUCUGACAACAAAGCUGAUAUUUCUGAGCAGAUAUCAGGACCAAGACCUCCUCCUCCUCCUCCUCCUCUGUGCACCUGUCUGCUUUUGCAGUCUAAUUAGCAACGUAUUUAGGUCCAGACAACAUUCCAGCUAAUCUCUACAGACGUCUGCAUAUUUAAGAAAAGAUGCAUUUUAAAAGUGACAUAUUUUUCAGACGAUAGCUGAUGUGUUCAGAGAUUAGCAAAUGUCUUCUGCCUCAUUUUCUCUCCACACGGAUGGUUUACCUGCAGCACCUUCAGCCCUGACGAAACCUUUAUCUAAUCAAAAAUAGAGAUAUACACAAAUAAUACACACGCCACUGCUUACUGGGUAAUGCCUCUGACAUGAAAACGUACCUGAAACGUGUCUUUCAACCUGGAAACUGCAGCAAAACAUUGCACAAAGUUUACAGAUUGAAACCAAAACUCACCCACAUGUGACGGUCAAUACCUCAAACAGAAACCAGACCAAAUUUUUGUCCCAUUACCUUCAGAUCCUGCAUCAUUUAUAGAGAAGUUGGUUCUUAACAAGUGGUUCUGUCAGUUCUUUAUGAGGAAUACUUGGUGAAAAGAAAAUGCAUGACACACUCUGAACACUCUUCAGCUGUGGACUAUGGGUGACUUGUGUUAAAGAACAUUUAAUUAGUUUCUGACACAGAAAGGUGCAACGCUUCUGUAAGAAAUAUUUAGGUAAGAUAUUUAUUGAGUUUUCUUUUAUGAAUAUUUAACUUCUUUUAUUUCUAAUCUCAUUGUUUCCUGGCUUUGUUUUGGAUCUGGCAGCCCAGAAGGUUUCUGUCCUGUCGUGCUGAUGUAAUAAGUGUUGUGAACUUUGUAGCUCAUGAAAUCAGCCUCAGCUCUCCUGCUGUCGUCCACCUUCACGUCUGAGCAGCUGGGAUCACUGGCACUGUAAUCCAAUCAGGGAUUGGAUGAAAGGAUUGUUAAAAAUUUGAAAUAAAAAAAAAAUAUAGAAAACUGACUGGCGGUGAAUUAAAGUUCAAAAUGUUUGUUUCCAUUCACACACACCUCUGUCACCACUUCAGAAACAAUAUUUAUGGUUCCUUCACUUGGAGGGAAAUAAUAUAUAAAUAUAUAUUUCCUUCCACAUGUUGCAGUGAGCGGUGAAGCUCUGACCCCCCAGACUGUUGUGUCUUUCAGAAGGGAUAGAUAUUUCAUUGUUUGAUGUAUACUGAAAAAAAAAAGGUUUCUGAUGAAAGGAAAACUUACAAUAUGCUGUUUUUUCACAUGUAAGGCCCAGUCAUUUGUUACAACUGUACUAUUCUACUUUUUCAAUUAAAAUAUGUAAAAAACCC